Messenger RNA from Neogale vison (American mink), 3378 nucleotides. It is a transcript of the gene SOX11, whose product is annotated as SRY-box transcription factor 11. The coding region runs from base 123 to 1490 and encodes 455 amino acids. The record is from RefSeq and is a predicted model, not a curated record. NCBI's taxonomy places the organism in Eukaryota, Metazoa, Chordata, Mammalia, Carnivora, Mustelidae. The transcript has a single exon. Gene Ontology annotation, molecular function: DNA-binding transcription activator activity, RNA polymerase II-specific; RNA polymerase II cis-regulatory region sequence-specific DNA binding. Gene Ontology annotation, biological process: anatomical structure morphogenesis; negative regulation of transcription by RNA polymerase II; neuron differentiation.
GCGGACGCGGGGUACCGAGGACUUUGCAACUUGCCCGGGAAGGUGGAGGGGCGAGAGGGGGAGGGGGACCUCCGCACGAGACCGAGCGGCCCGGGUUGGAGCGCCCAGCCCCGCGGCGGAUCAUGGUGCAGCAGGCGGAGAGCUUGGAAGCGGAGAGCAACCUGCCCCGGGAGGCGCUGGACACGGAGGAGGGCGAAUUCAUGGCUUGCAGCCCGGUGGCCCUGGACGAGAGCGACCCGGACUGGUGCAAGACGGCGUCGGGCCACAUCAAGCGGCCGAUGAACGCCUUCAUGGUGUGGUCCAAGAUCGAGCGCAGGAAGAUCAUGGAGCAGUCUCCGGACAUGCAUAACGCCGAGAUCUCCAAGAGGCUGGGCAAGCGGUGGAAAAUGCUGAAGGACAGCGAGAAGAUCCCGUUCAUCCGGGAGGCGGAGCGGCUGCGGCUCAAGCACAUGGCCGACUACCCCGACUACAAGUACCGGCCCCGGAAAAAGCCCAAAAUGGACCCCUCGGCCAAGCCCAGCGCCAGCCAGAGCCCCGAGAAGAGCGCGGCGGGCGGCGGCGGCGGCGGCGGCGGCGGGGGCGCGGGCGGCGGCGCGGGCGGCGCCAAGACCUCCAAGGGCUCCAGCAAGAAAUGCGGCAAGCUCAAGGCCCCCGCGGCCCCCGCGGCCGGCGGCGCCAAGGCCGGCGCGGGCAAGGCGGCCCAGCCCGGGGACCUGGGCGGCGCGGGCGACGACUACGUGCUCGGCAGCCUGCGCGUGAGCGGCGCGGGCGGCGGCGGCGGCGGCGGCGGCCCGGGCAAGACGGUCAAGUGCGUGUUCCUGGACGAGGACGACGAGGACGACGAGGACGACGACGAGCUGCAGCUGCGGAUCAAGCAGGAGGCGGACGACGACGACGACGAGCCGCCGCACCAGCAGCUCCUGCAGCCCCCGGGCCAGCAGCCGCCGCAGCUGCUGAGACGCUACAACGUCGCCAAAGUGCCCGCCAGCCCCACGCUGAGCAGUUCGGCCGAGUCCCCCGAGGGCGCGAGCCUGUACGACGAGGUGCGGGCCGGCGCGACCUCGGGCGCCGGGGGCGGCAGCCGCCUCUACUACAGCUUCAAGAACAUCACCAAGCAGCACCCGCCGCCGCUCGCGCAGCCCGCGCUGUCGCCCGCGUCCUCGCGCUCCGUCUCCACCUCGUCGUCGUCCUCGUCCAGCAGCAGCGGCAGCAGCGGCGGCGGCGGCGGCGAGGACGCCGACGACCUGAUGUUCGACCUGAGCUUGAAUUUCUCCCAGAGCGCGCACAGCGCCGGCGAGCAGCAGCUGGGGGGCGGCGCGGCGGCCGGGAACCUGUCCCUGUCUCUGGUGGAUAAGGAUUUGGAUUCGUUCAGCGAGGGCAGCCUGGGCUCCCACUUCGAGUUCCCCGACUACUGCACGCCCGAGCUGAGCGAGAUGAUCGCGGGGGACUGGCUGGAGGCGAACUUCUCCGACCUGGUGUUCACGUAUUGAGAGGGGCGCCCCGCUUCUCGCUCUUUCUCUCCGCGGGGUGCAGAGCAGGGUUCCUCGGGAGGAAGUCGUGGUGGUCAUGAUGAUGAUGAUGAUGAUGAUGGUGUCGAUGGUGUCGAUGGUGGUGGUGGUAGGGUGGAGGGAGAAGACGACGCUGGUCUUGAUAUGAUGUCGUGACACAAAGAAAUUGGAAAAGAUGAUGAAAAUUUUGGUGGAGUUAAAGUGAAAUGAGUAGUUUUAAAACAUUUUUUCCUGUCCUUUUUUUGCUCCCCUCCCUUCCUUUAUCGUGUCUCAAGGUAGUUGCAUACCUAGUCUGGAGUUGUGAUUUUUUCCCCCCCAAAUGUGUUUUUGUAAUUACUACUUCUUUUUCCUGAAAUUCGUGAUUGCAACAAAGGCGGAGGGGACAGGGCGGGGGAGGGGAGGGAGGACCCGCUCCGGAAGGCGCUGUUUGAAGCUUGUCGGUCUUUGAAGUCUGGAAGACGUCUGCAGAGGACCUUUUGGCAGCACAACCGUUACGCUAGGGAGUUGGUUGGAGAUUUUUUUUUUUUUUCUUAAGAGAUCUUAAAGAACUGGUGAUUUUUUUAAAAAAACAAACACAAAAACAAAAAAGGGACCAUUGCAACUUUUUUAUUUUAUUUUAUUUUUUUGGAGGGAGAAAACUGAUGUCUUCUAUGCAUCCGAUACUUAACAAAACUGCAGGGAGCUUGAAAAAAUGCAGACUGUACAAACGCUCACAAAAAAACAAAAAAAAAAAAAAAACAAAAAAACUGUGAACUGACUUAAGAUCAGAGUUUACUUUUCAGAUCAAAUUGUUUAUGGUUUUACAAAUGUGAUUUCUACUUGCCAACUUUUUUUUUGUAACUUGUUCCCUUAUACCUCCUUGAUUGAAUACCAGACAGCCUAGACCUCAGUACAAAAGGUAUUGAAACAUUUUUGAUACAUAACAGACCUCAGUCUUUUUUAAAAAUUAAUAUAUUUUCAGGCGUAUUUUUGUACAGUGAAAAGGGAACAUUCUUGCUGUGUUUUUUCAGUAAGACUUUCAGGCACUUCUUCCCUUUUGAUUUCUUUUUUUUUCCUCUGUUUUUUUUUUAGCAUGCAAGUAUGUUGGUACGUGAUGUCCUGGUUUAAAAGGAUUAAAAUUUUUAAAUAAUCCUUGCAUCUAAAGGCCUUGUGGUUUAAAAGAAAAACAAAACUUUUUUUUGUACAGCUAUAGUAGAGAUUUGUUCAAUAUUUGUAGGUAAAGAUUUAUUGAAAAUGGUGAUAUAGACCUCAGAGCUGUUAUCUUAGUUUAAAGAUUGUAUAUGUACUGUACUAUACUAGGACUUUAUGUAUCUCAUACGCUGUGAUAUGUGGAUGGGGCCCCAGAUGGAAGGUUUGAAACUGGAUUCUCGAUUUUUAGCAAAAAAAGAAAAAAAGAAAAAAAAGGCACAUAGUUUAAAAAGUUUCUCAUUUUGUGCAAUAUAAUCUAAAUAAAGUACAGACCAUCUGCAUAUUUUGUAGCAAAUGGUGGCAAAGCAGACUCAAUGCACUGUCGACAUCAUUGCCUGUUUUUUUUUUUUUGUUUUUUUUUGUUUGUUUUUGUUCUUUUUUUUGUUUGUUUGUUUUCUUGGGUUGUUUUUGUUUUUGUUUUGUCUUUUUUUGGUGCUGGAAGUCUGUAUCUUGACAAUUUUAAUAAAUCAGCUGGAACUGAUAGAAACUCGCAUCGCCACUAGUCUCUAUAGCAGUCGAACUGGAGGUCCCGUUGUCGCAGCGCAGUGACGAGGCCGUUGUGUGCGCGGGUGGGAGGUGGGGGUCAGGCUGGAAGGUGUUCAGGGACAGGCCGGUUUCUUCUUCCUCGGCCUUCCGUGGCUAGUUACUGAGAACCAGGGAGGAGGACUCUUUCUCUGCCUUC